AACUUCAACCCCUCACUCACUCCAUCUAUCUAUCAACCAAACCUCGCUCCUAACAAUCUUGCUUUCACCAUCACACUUCCCCACGCCAACCUCCAAAACCUCUCAAUUCUCUCUCUCUCUCUCUCUCUCUCUUUCUACACACACAUAUACAUAUAACAUACAUACUGCUUCAAUUACUAGGGUUAGGGUUCGAGUUUUGUUGAUUCAAACACAGAAAUGGCGACAUCCACGGCUCAGAUUCACGUUCUCGGAGGAACCGUGUUCGCAUCGUCGUCAUCGAAGCAUUCAAAUGGAAAAUCUCCGAGAACAUUGUUCUUCGGCCAUCAACGACUGACCAGCAACAACACGCCGUCGUUUCAUAUCCCCAAGCUGAAGAAGAACAACAGCAGCCGGAGAAGCGGGGGCGUUGGACCGGUGAGAGUGGUGGCGGAGAAGGUAGUAGGGAUCGAUCUCGGUACUACGAACUCGGCUGUGGCGGCGAUGGAGGGAGGCAAGCCUGUCAUCGUCACAAACUCCGAGGGGCAGCGAACGACGCCGUCUGUGGUGGCGUAUACCAAGGUUGGGGAUUUGCUUGUAGGUCAGAUUGCUAAGAGGCAAGCUGUGGUCAACUCUGAGAACACUUUCUUCUCUGUCAAGAGGUUUAUUGGGAGGAAAAUGUCUGAGGUUGAUGAGGAAGCUAAGCAGGUUUCCUACACCGUGGUUCGCGAUGAGAACGGUAAUGUUAAGCUUGAGUGCCCUGCUAUGGGCAGGCAAUUUGCUGCUGAGGAAAUCUCUGCUCAGGUUUUGAGAAAACUUGUGGAUGACGCAUCAAAAUUUUUGAACGACAAAGUUACUAAAGCGGUGGUCACAGUACCUGCGUACUUCAAUGAUUCCCAACGGACAGCGACAAAGGAUGCUGGUCGGAUUGCUGGCUUAGAAGUUUUACGAAUUAUCAAUGAGCCUACUGCUGCUUCACUGGCAUAUGGCUUUGAAAAGAAGAACAAUGAAACCAUUCUAGUAUUUGACCUUGGAGGUGGUACCUUUGAUGUUUCAGUUCUUGAGGUUGGCGAUGGAGUGUUUGAGGUGCUUUCUACUUCUGGUGAUACACAUCUGGGUGGUGAUGACUUCGACAAGAGAAUUGUAGAUUGGCUUGCUGCUAAUUUUAAGAGAGAUGAAGGCAUAGAUCUUUUGAGGGACAAACAAGCUCUUCAGCGUCUAACUGAGACAGCCGAGAAAGCAAAAAUGGAAUUGUCGUCUUUGACACAGACAAAUAUUAGUUUGCCUUUCAUUACAGCCACUGCAGAUGGCCCCAAACAUAUUGAAACCACCAUUACAAGGGCAAAGUUUGAGGAAUUAUGUUCAGAUCUGCUUGACAGGCUUAAAAGACCAGUUGAAACUGCAUUGAGGGAUGCAAAACUGGCUUUCACUGAUCUAGAUGAAGUGAUCCUUGUCGGUGGUUCAACACGUACUCCAGCUGUUCAGGAACUUGUUAGAAGAUUGACCGGAAAGGAACCCAAUGUUUCAGUAAAUCCUGAUGAAGUUGUUGCCCUUGGUGCUGCAGUUCAGGCUGGUGUUUUGUCUGGAGAUGUCAGUGACAUUGUCCUUCUCGACGUGACCCCAUUAUCUAUCGGUCUGGAAACUCUUGGUGGUGUUAUGACAAAAAUUAUCACAAGAAACACAACUUUGCCCACCUCAAAGUCAGAAGUGUUCUCAACAGCUGCUGAUGGGCAGACUAGUGUGGAGAUUAAUGUUCUCCAAGGUGAGAGAGAAUUUGUUAGGGACAACAAAUCUCUUGGCAGCUUCCGUCUGGAUGGAAUCCCACCUGCCCCACGCGGAGUUCCUCAAAUUGAAGUCAAGUUUGACAUUGAUGCAAAUGGCAUUCUCUCUGUCACUGCCGUUGAUAAAGGCACCGGGAAGAAGCAAGAUAUUACCAUUACUGGUGCAAGCACCUUGCCUGGUGAUGAGGUAGAGAGGAUGGUUAAAGAAGCCGAAAAGUUUGCCAAGGAAGACAAGGAGAAGAGAGAUGCCAUAGACACAAAGAACCAAGCAGAUUCUGUGGUGUACCAGACAGAGAAGCAGCUAAAGGAAUUGGGAGACAAGGUUCCGGCCCCAGUGAAGGAAAAGGUUGAGGCCAAACUCGGGGAGCUCAAGGAUGCAAUCUCAGGGGGAUCAACUCAGACCAUGAAGGACGCCAUGGCUGCCCUUAACCAAGAAGUCAUGCAGCUCGGCCAAUCACUCUAUAACCAGCCCGGUGCUGCUGGGCCUGGUGCUGGGCCUGCCCCAGGUGGUAGUACUGGGCCUUCAGAAUCAUCGUCAGGCAAAGGACCUGAUGGGGAUGUCAUUGAUGCAGACUUUACUGACAGCAAGUGAGAAGACAACACAGGAGAUUAAGAUCGAUGGCCAGCUGAUUUUACCCUUUCUGGUUCAAUUUCCUACUUACUGUGUGUAUAAGUGAUGAUUUUGUUAGAAUGGGAUUUGAUGCUGGGCCAUAUUUUUUCAGGAUUUUCAUUUGGAUGAGUGGGAAAAUGUUAGGAUAAUAGAUGGGGAUUAAACUGGUUUUGGGUGAUAGAUACCAUAUUGAUAUGGAAACUUGAGGGAAUCUACACCUUGAAUGAUGUUUGAUUGAUUUGAUUUGCUAAAGAUGGAAGAUAACAUGCAAUAAGAAUUUUGUUCUUCUAAAGCUUGUUUUUA
Molecule: messenger RNA, 2670 nt
Organism: Camellia sinensis
Lineage: Eukaryota; Viridiplantae; Streptophyta; Magnoliopsida; Ericales; Theaceae
Product: stromal 70 kDa heat shock-related protein, chloroplastic
Biological process (GO): protein folding
Molecular function (GO): ATP-dependent protein folding chaperone; ATP binding
Source: RefSeq, a predicted model, not a curated record